Molecule: messenger RNA, 875 nt
Organism: Macrobrachium nipponense
Lineage: Eukaryota; Metazoa; Arthropoda; Malacostraca; Decapoda; Palaemonidae
Exons: 2
Coding region: 125-499 (124 amino acids)
Source: RefSeq, a predicted model, not a curated record
AGAGAUUUCUUCUUACAAAUGGAAAAAUGAGUUGUAAAAAUGUCAACGUUGGCAACUUGAACCUCAUUCAGUGGUAUAAGUAUAUAAGGGCUAAGCAGUAAAAGACCGCAUCAGAUCUUUGACGAUGAUCAGACAGGUAAUACUGAGCACUCUGGCCCUUUCGGCAGUGGCCUUCCCACAGGCUCAUCCAGGGCCAGCCCAUCCUGGUCCUGCACACCCUGGUCCAGCGCAUCCAGGCCCCGCCCACGUCAGCCCUAACCACCCAACUUUAGCAGCCCACGUAAGCCCCCACGCCCCUAACCAGGCAGCCCACGCCUUCCCCGCCCACGUCAGCCCUAACCACCCAACGCUGGCUGCCCAUGUCAGCCCAUUUGCUCCCAACCAAGCAGCACAUGCUUUCCCCGCCCACGUCAGCCCACAAUUCCCAUUUCAGAGUGCCCACCCACUCCCACCAGGUGUUGACCCUGCCUGUGCUGACAAAUACCCAUUCUGCGAUUAAGAGCCUUAAAAUGAAAACGUAUUCCAUCCAGAGACUGUUCCAAAGACAACCAGCUCGGAAAGCGAGACCUCUUUCAAGACGGAAUUUUCUUCUUCUAGCGGGACUCGAGAAGGAAAACGGACAUCUGUUAUUCCCCAACCAACUUCACCCAGCUACAAUCAAUCUAUUUAACGUCAGUGGGAUUUCUGGUGAGAAAGGCCCAUUACAGUAUUUAUACACAUAUCAAGACGUUUUCAUUUGUGACAAAAUAAAUUUGAUAAAAAUUUGUUUGUGAGUACUGGUGUUCAAGGUUUAAGCUGAUAUCGCCUAGUUGGCAUUUUGUAAAUAAUGCGUUUACAAUGUUGACAAUAUUACUAGAAUAAACUUGUUUUAUUUG